This is a messenger RNA of Staurois parvus, 303 nucleotides long. Lineage: Eukaryota; Metazoa; Chordata; Amphibia; Anura; Ranidae. The record is from the annotation of a GenBank genome assembly.
AUGCAGUUGCUGGUUAUCGGCUGCACUUUACUCACGCUGUCACAGCGUGAGGAAAGUACUGCCGGUAACUGGCAAUUGUCAAAGGAUGGAUCGGCACCGAUCAUCAGGGUACUGAUGAUCAGUACCCUGAUGAUCAGUGUCCAGCAGUGCCACGCACCAGUGCCGCCCAACUGUGCCCAGCAGUACCGCCCACAAGUACCCAUCAGUGCCAACCACCUGUGCCCAUCAGUGCCAUCCAGCAGUGCUGCCCAGCAGUGCCACCCAUCAGUGCCCAGCAAUGCCACCAGUCAGUGCCCAGCAGUG